CACUCGGUCAGUUCAACUUGCAGAAGAGUCCACUACAUGCCCUUCACGGUGUCACUGCUGCCUUUCGUCAGUAACUUUAUAUGAGCUAAUAUCCUCAGUGAAUGAACUGAUAAAAUUACGACUUUGGAAAUGUGAGUAUGGCGUUUGUAAGAGCAGCUUCACAGUAGGUAACCUUAGCCUAGCCGAGCUGAGCUGUGGGACUGGACCAGUUCAGAGUAACGUUAGGUUCCGAUAUUAAGUUUAGCUAAGUUGAGUUUUUAUAAAUAAAGGUUUGCUUUCGCAACGCAACAUGGAGUCAUUUGGAGCCACUGGCACCGUUCUUGGAUGCUCUGCGGGCAUUGCGGUGGGUAGUCUUGUGUUUGCAGCCUACAAACUUGGCUUACUCUACCAGUUGUUUCACAAGACUGAGACGAAGAGCCCACGGCAUGGUGGCGAGAGCGUGGCAGAGGUGCUCCGCGCCCACGGGGUCAAGUACCUUUUCACCCUUGUCGGCGGACACAUUUCACCUAUCCUGGUGGCUUGCGAGAAGGUGGGCAUCCGCAUUGUGGACACCAGACACGAGGCCACCGCUGUCUUCGCUGCUGACGCUGUGGCAAGACUCUCAGGCACUGUUGGAGUAGCAGCAGUGACUGCCGGCCCAGGCCUCACUAACACAGUGACAGCAGUGAAGAAUGCUCAGAUGGCUGAAUCUCCAUUGUUGCUCAUCGGAGGAGCUGCUGGUACACUUCUUCAGGGCAGAGGAGCGCUGCAAGAUAUUGACCAGAUGUCUCUCUUCAAGCCACUGUGCAAGUUCUGUGCCUCCAUAAGGACCAUCAGGGAGAUUGUGCCUACUGUCAGGAAAGCCCUGGCCAUCGCCCAGUCUGGAACUCCUGGUCCUGUUUUUAUCGAGUUCCCCAUCGACACGCUCUAUCCCUACCAUCUUGUGUCCAAAGAGUUUGGAGUUAAGAACACUCCCAAAGGCCUGAUAGGAAAAAUUGUCUCAUGGUACCUCAAUAACCACCUCAUGAACCUGUUUGCUGGAGCCUGGGAGACCAGAGAUGUGUCUCCGCUUCCUGUGUACAUCCCGCAAGCCACCGACGAUCAGGUACAAAAGUGCAUAGAGCUGGUGAGUCGAGCCAAGAAACCUGUUAUUCUGUUGGGCAGCCAAGCAACACUACCCCCAACGCCGGUCGAUGACAUCAGGAAGGCAUUGGAGGACCUGGGCAUUCCCUGCUUCCUUGGGGGAAUGUCCCGUGGCAUGCUGGGAAAAGACAGCCCCAUACACAUCAGACAGAACAGGCGAGAUGCUCUGAAAGAGGCUGAUUUGGUGCUCUUAGCAGGCACUGUUUGUGACUUCCGGCUGAGCUAUGGCAGAGUUCUUAACAGACGCAGUAAGAUCAUCGCUGUCAACAGAGAUAAGACGCAGCUGCUGAAAAACUCCGAUAUGUUCUGGAAACCAACUAUAGCAAUUCAGGGUGACGCUGGUUCAGUCUUAGUGCGGCUUUCCAAAGGCCUGAAGGGUUUUCGCUGUCCAGAGGAAUGGCCUCAGAGCCUCAAAGCAGGAGAUUUGACCAAAGAAGACAUAAACAGGGCUAAAGCUGAUGAGAAGACUGAACGCCACUUAAAUCCCUUGAAAGUCCUCCACUGUGUGGAUGAGCUGAUGGCAGAGGACAGCAUCAUUGUUGCAGAUGGGGGUGAUUUUGUUGGAAGUGCUGCAUACAUAAUGAGACCAAGAGGACCUUUGCGUUGGCUAGAUCCAGGAGCUUUUGGGACCCUGGGAGUUGGAGGAGGAUUUGCACUGGGGGCAAAACUGUGCCGGCCUGAAUCUGAGGUGUGGAUAGUGUAUGGUGACGGCUCCUUAGGAUACAGUGUUGCAGAGUUUGACACAUUCACUAGACACAAGACCCCAGUUAUAGCUGUGGUGGGAAAUGAUGCAUGUUGGAGUCAGAUAUCCAGAGAGCAGGUUCCUAUACUCGGCAGCAACGUGGCGUGUGGCCUUGCGUUUACAGAUUAUCAUUUAGUGGCCGAUGGUUACGGUGGUAAGGGCUACCUUGUAGGGCGUGAGGACGAGGACAGGCUAAAAGACAUCAUCAGACAAGUUCAGAGGGAGACCAAGGAGGGCAAAGCUACACUUCUAAAUGUUCUGAUAGGGAAGACCAACUUUAGAGAGGGCUCUAUCUCUGUAUAGGACAAAUGUGAUUUCUUAAAACGGUCUUCUUCCUUUACCUUAGGCUCUUUUAUAGACUUUACUAUGAGGCUCAUGAGGGGUUUCAGAGAAUAGGAAUACUGUUGGAUACUGAGUAGAGCCCAGCCCUGACCAAACCUAUGCUAAUCCUUUGUGCCCUUAAAGCCAUAUUUCACUUUGGUAAGAGGAAAUGACUUUACAGUUUGCUGAUCUCCUUUAAGAGUUAAUGAACCGUCAGUUGCGAAAUCAAUCUAUUUCCCAAAAAAAUCCUACUAGUAACACAUCUGCAAACACCAGUCAUAACUCUGUUAUAUCAAUAUUAAGUGUGACUGUUCAUGCAGUCACUAUUAUUAUUAUUCAUAGGUACUUAAUGUAUGACCAUAUAUUUAUUUGAGUUAUUUACUAUUAAGUUCUACUAGUAAAAAUACUACAGCUCCAGAUCUGCCAGCCUAGAAGCUAGACUUUGUUGUGCAUCUUGCUACUUUUCAGGUUCAUGUUGUGCUAUUCACAAUAAUUUCUGCAUUUUAAGAAGGGAAAGAGUAGAGUAAAAGUAAAAAAAUAUAGCUUUGUUUGGGGAUUUUCACCUUUCUAGGAGCUUGGGGUUAGAUUUUUGACCUUCAGACGGCCUGUUUUAACUUCAGAUAUUUCUUGCAAAUAAACCAGUGACAGAAAAUCUUUUGUGAGAGAAAGCAUUGGUUUAAAUUAUCAAAUGUGACCAGUAUGCCUUUUCUCCUGUUAUCAAAUGACCACAAAGCCUUUUUAUGAGGAUACAUAGCUGUAAAAUUCUUUAUCGCUUGGUGAUUUGGGAUAAAAAUGUGUUAAAUGGAAAAUAGUUUCUGAAUGUCUAAGAUUGACAAAUGGUAUGCCUUUUCAUGUUUGAUUGUAUCUUCGAAUACAUUGAUAUGUAUAGAUUGAAAAUGUGUCUGCUGAUUCAGUUAUGUAUUUAAAUGAUAUUCAAUACUAACUUGUAUGCAUUGAUGUGGGCUAUCAUAUAAAAUAUGCCUAUACACAAUAUGUAUUGCACUAUAAUUAUAGCUUAUUUACUCACCAGGUGGAUCAACUCACUCCAAAAUAUAUUGUUUUAUUUGGUACUUUGAGGAAGUUGUAUUAAACUUGAUCAUGAAAUGUUAAUUUGGAUAAAUUCUCAAGUAAAUUGGGGUUAAAAGUGA
Micropterus salmoides (largemouth bass) is the source of this 3333-nucleotide messenger RNA. RefSeq names its product ilvB (bacterial acetolactate synthase)-like (gene ilvbl). The record is from RefSeq and is a predicted model, not a curated record. Bases 290 to 2167 code for a protein of 625 amino acids. The transcript is spliced from 14 exons. Gene Ontology annotation, molecular function: flavin adenine dinucleotide binding; acetolactate synthase activity; magnesium ion binding. Lineage: Eukaryota; Metazoa; Chordata; Actinopteri; Centrarchiformes; Centrarchidae. Gene Ontology annotation, biological process: L-valine biosynthetic process. Gene Ontology annotation, cellular component: acetolactate synthase complex.